Hermetia illucens (black soldier fly) is the source of this 1836-nucleotide messenger RNA. RefSeq lists its product as uncharacterized. Bases 40 to 570 code for a protein of 176 amino acids. NCBI's taxonomy places the organism in Eukaryota, Metazoa, Arthropoda, Insecta, Diptera, Stratiomyidae. The record is from RefSeq and is a predicted model, not a curated record. The transcript is spliced from 2 exons.
GAACUAGCCACACCGUGACCGUUACGCUAUAUCAUCAGAAUGGUUUCAAUAGUGGAAUCAUCAAACGCUCAGCAGCAACGAGCAGCCGACGUGCCCCAACAGCCGGAGCAUGAACCCAAUGCCCCGGCAGGGGGUGAUUCUGCAAAACGAACUGCCACCUCGAAGAGUGCUGUUAGCCAGCGAUCUAUAGAACUGAAGAUUACAACACCAAAAGCCGCAACCACAACCACGGAUACAGAGUUAGCGAAACGUGCCCUUAAACUCGAUUUAGUUAAUACCACGACGACGACCAGAAACAUUGACGAAUUUAAUAUUAAGUCGCCAAAGUCGCCCUUGGCAACCACCGCGCGUACGGGGCGGCUACCUCAUCAAAAAUCACUGACGGCUCAAGUGGAUCUGGUUGAAGAUCGGAAAACCCUACGUGACGCCCUCUAUCAGGGCAUUUUCCAUCGUCAUCGUCGAACGAUAUUUGCUGUAGGUAGUUUUCUACGAAUGUUGCGAAGUCGAAAUUCGCAAUAUAAUACCAUUCGAAGCUCAUCGGAAGGCGAGGACAUUGAUGAAACAAGAUAAAAUCCGAUGAAUAUCAUUCGAAUGAUUACGCAAUCAUUCAUGAUUAAUUUUUCGAACCAAUCUAAAUUCCAACUAACAUUUAGGAGUAAUUAUGUACCAACGAUUUUUGAUGCAUUCAGGAGUCAAUGGAUUUUUUAUUCGCAUGUAAUUCUUUUGUAAUAUCGUAUGUAAACAUGUAGUUAAAAAAUUAGGAUUUAUUUUAAAGGGUCAGUGGUGGUGGUUUGUGAGGAUAUGUGGCAGGCAGUGCUACCUGUCCUAUGAAAAGAGCUUAAAUCGGAAGAGUCUAGAGGAGAAAGAGGAAUCCAUAAUUUUAUUCAUUUGCUUUUAAUUGAAUAAAGGCCUUAAGUCGGCAUAUAGUGUAGCGGAUGCAUCUAAAACAAAACUAUUAGAAAGCUAAUAGAUACGUACCUAAAAAUAUGAUAGAUGAAAGUAUUGUAAUUGCUUAGAUAUGCAAUGUUCUUUGCAGUCGAAGGUUUUUUUUUUAAGUAAAUCGGUUCAAAUGACCUCCUUUCCAAUUUCUUCCUUUUUAAAAGGUGUCACUUAAUCCUAUUUUUAUAUUGGGUUGGGGAAAAAGAAAUGUAUUUGUGAUCGGAAUUUGACGCUUUUUUUAACGUACUUAGAAUUAUCCGAUUAAAGUCAAAUAUGCGCCGUUUUGUUCGCAAACUUGUUGCCAUUUAGAAGGUAACUUCAUUAUCCCCCCUUAAGAAACCCCCCCUCAUCAUUUGCAAAAAAACUCAGACAGUCACUUUUCGCAGGCCUCUUUUGAGGUCAACUUAGUAGCACCAAGAGCGUUUUGCAUGGACCGGAAGAGAUGGCAAUCACUUAGUCCCAGCUCCGGACUAUACGGUACGUGCGAUAGGACAUCCCAUUCGAGCUCCCUUAGCUUCUGGCGGAUCAUCAAAGAUGUCUGAGGCUGAGCGUUGUCCUGGUUGAACAUGACACCAUUCCUAUUGACCAAUUGUGGCCGCUUUUGGUCAAUUGCCUGCUUCAAAUGGUCGAGUUGCUCAUAGUAGAGAACCGAAUUGAGGGUCUGGCCAUAGCUGAGCAACUCAUAGUGGAUGAUUUCCUUCCAAUCCCACCAAACACAUAGCAAAACCUUCCUGGCUGUCAAUCCGGUCUUGGCUAUAGUUUGAGCCGGCUCGACGCGCUUCGACCACGAUCUUUUUCGCUUGAGGUUGUACGUGAUCCACUUUUCAUCACCAGUCACCAUCCGCUUCAAAAAUGGGUCGAAUUCGUACCGUUUGAGCAAUGCAUCGCAGGCGUUGA